AUGACUGUCGAUGCACCCCAAUCCUCGUUAAAUACUAUCAACUUCGUUACCCAAUGUCUGUGUAUCCCCAUUAUUACUAUAUUUGUGGCACUGCGGUUCGCAGUCCGUAUAUAUUUUAACCAGUUUAUCCUGGUUGAGGAUGGUACCUUUCUGCCUACUCGCAUGGGCAAGCUUUGUUUAUGGCUUAUUGCGGCAUUGCAAUUGUUCUGGUGUUACAUUGCGACCGUCGUCUAUUGCCCCAUGAUUCUCUUCGUGAAAUACGCUCUUCUUUCUAUCCUGAUCCGGAUCUUUUCCCCAUACAAAUCCAGGAUCUUGUUUAUCUAUGUCCUUCUUGGUUGCCUUACUGUCUACUAUAUGAUCGCAGAAAUAGUCAAAAUCCGGAUGUGCGAUCCGAUUCCCGCGUAUUGGACCCUAGAUGCUGGUGCAAGCUGUCUCGAUCAACGCGCUGCUCUUAUCGCCGACUCGGUCAUCAGUGUGGUCACUGACGCUAUCAUUCUUGUGUUACCACUUCCAUUGACCUGGUCGCUUCAGAUGUCCCGGAACAAGAAGAUGCGUGUGGUCGGCAUUCUCUCAGCGGGUGGCCUCGCGACGGCUUUUAGCAUCUACAGACUCAUUUUGGUUCUGCGAGACGGGAGUUCCAUGAAUAUGACGGUAGUAUUUACUUGUGUCAUCCUCUCAGGCAGAAACGCAGAAGGCGGCAUGGGUCUGAUCUGCGCCUGCCUGCCCACCCUCAAUAUCCUUAUCAGCAGACUUCGCAAGGCAGGGUACGGUUAUGGGUCGAACCAAUAUUACCCCCAGGAUUCAUCUGUGCAGCUCAGCAAAAUAAGAGGCAAAGACUGCAAGAGAGAUUCAAUGAAUAGAUCAAGGAGCCCCAAGCACCAAUUUGUUCCUGGCUCCGACCAAAGUCAUUUGAUUUCGUGCGCAGAUCCAGUGGGCAUGGCACCUUCAAGCGAUGGGUACAUUCACAUGACGACGGAUGUCUCGCAAACCGUGGAGAUUAUUGAUGGACCUGAAAAAGAAUGUCCCACUGUUGUCACACCCACCGGUAUGGAUCCCGAGGUAGUCUUCGAGAAGGCGAAAGCCAUUGUCGGACGAUAUCCAGAAGCUCAGAUUGAGUUGGAAGGGGCGGACAGAGGGGACAUAUCAGCCGCGGAUCACGAGAUGCCAGUCAUCCUCCAGAAUGUUGUCACGAAGCUUGGUUGGCCUAAGCCCAAGCUUACUCCUGACAUCGCGAUUUCUUGUCUCCGGUAUUGGAGAUAUCGUAGGAUCCCUGGGUUCUGGUAUGGCCCUGACGGUGACAAUGUUAGCGCGGCUAACGAAUACGUGGAGAUCGAACAGGUGCUCCACCUUGUUCGUACUUACGUGCUGGCUUCGGCGCAGUAUUUACAGGAAAAAACCCUUCGUGAUGUCCGCAAUGAUAACAAGGAGCUUGUUGGGAUGCUUGCCUUUGUUGAAGGAAUCCAUGUGGACAUGAGCGGAAAAAGAAUAAAGCUCAACAAUGUUUUAGCUUUUGAAAUUACUAGCAAGGAGAACAAGAUCUUUUUCCGCAAACCUGAAAUUCCUCGAAUCUAA
Penicillium arizonense is the source of this 1572-nucleotide messenger RNA. RefSeq lists its product as uncharacterized. The record is from RefSeq and is a predicted model, not a curated record. The coding region runs from base 1 to 1572 and encodes 523 amino acids. The transcript has 6 exons. NCBI's taxonomy places the organism in Eukaryota, Fungi, Ascomycota, Eurotiomycetes, Eurotiales, Aspergillaceae.